AUUGGAAAUUGGGAUCGCAGCACCCUGGCUUCCGAUAUCUGGAAACGGCUGUUCCCGGCACGGAGCAGAACAGCAGGACUUGGAGGUGCAGCAGCAGUAAGGUUUCCAAUCCCGAAGAUCAUUACCUCAAUUGCUCGUCGAAUGGAUCACAUCAACUUGUUCAAGCUCUGCUCUGCUCUCCGCGUUCUCGGUUACUUCAUGAUCCUCCUCUUCGCCGCCAUCGUCGCCCUCUCCUACUACGCCGUUGUUAUCAUCGCCUGGGGCCCUCUCUUGUUCCACUCCCAUUCCCCACUCGCCUUCCUCAUUCUCUUCCUUUUUCACAUCCUUCUUAUACUGUUGACAUGGUCCUACUUCAUGGUGGUUCUGAAUGACCCUGGUUCUGUCCCCCAUAAUUGGAGGCCUUUGCCCAUCUCUCAGCACCACGAUUUAGAAGCUGUCACUACUCCUAUAUCACUCUACUCUCAAGUUGCACCUGAGUCCGAGGCUGCAGCUGAGGCUUCUUCUUCCUCUUCUUCCACUGGCUAUUGUACUCGAUGCCAGAAUGCCAAGCCACCCCGUUGCCAUCACUGCUCUGUCUGCCAAAGAUGCGUUCUUAAGAUGGAUCAUCAUUGUAUUUGGGUGGUGAAUUGCGUUGGAGCACGUAACUACAAGUAUUUUCUGCUCUUCUUGGUAAUUCCAUGUCUCCAUAGUUGCUACUUUCUUUGUGCUCUACAUAUUCUUGAGAAGGUUUUGGGAUUCUUCCUCUGCAUAUCGCUUGGAAGGUUUUGACAUUUUUUAUUACAUGAUAACACUGAACUUGUCAAUUACAUAUCGGUUGCAUCUGCAUCAAAUCAUUCAAUGAAAUGAUUG
Arachis ipaensis is the source of this 849-nucleotide messenger RNA. The record is from RefSeq and is a predicted model, not a curated record. Lineage: Eukaryota; Viridiplantae; Streptophyta; Magnoliopsida; Fabales; Fabaceae.